Molecule: messenger RNA, 709 nt
Organism: Chaetura pelagica (chimney swift)
Lineage: Eukaryota; Metazoa; Chordata; Aves; Apodiformes; Apodidae
Gene: PRELID1
Product: PRELI domain containing 1
Exons: 4
Coding region: 94-558 (154 amino acids)
Biological process (GO): phospholipid transport
Cellular component (GO): mitochondrial intermembrane space
Molecular function (GO): phosphatidic acid transfer activity
Source: RefSeq, a predicted model, not a curated record
AGCAAACAUGUCCUGACCGAAGACAUUGUGCACCGGGAGGUGACUGCCGACCACAAGCUGCUGUCCCGGCGGCUCCUGACCAAGACUAACCGGAUGCCCCGCUGGGCAGAGCGCUUCUUCCCGGCCAACGUCGCCCACUCUGUCUACAUCCUAGAGGACUCUAUCGUGGACCCCAAGAACCGAACCAUGACCACAUUCACCUGGAACAUCAACCACGCACGUCUCAUGGUGGUGGAGGAGCGCUGCGUGUACCGGGUGAACCCAGAGAACAGCAACUGGACCGAGGUCAAGCGGGAAGCCUGGGUCUCUUCCAGCCUGUUUGGUGUCUCACGGGCUAUCCAGGAGUUUGGUCUGGCCAGGUUCAAAAGCAACGUGACCAAGAGCACUAAGGGAUUUGAAUAUGUGCUAGCAAGAAUGCAAGGAGAAGCUCCGUCCAAAACUCUGGUGGAGACUGCCAAGGAAGCAACUGAGAAAGCCAAGGAGACAGCUCUGGCUGCUACAGAGAAAGCCAAGGACCUGGCGAGCAAGGCAGCCACCAAGAAGAAGCAGUACGUGUGAGGGGCCAGGCAGAGCCGGGCACUGGCUGCACCGGAACAGAUAGGAGCCUCCUUAGGUUUUAUAUUUUUAAACUGUACAAGUCUGACAAUCAGCUGCUGUUAGACCCUUUCUGAGAUGUAAUUAUCAUUAAAAAAUCUACUCCCACCUCUGA